This is a messenger RNA of Candidula unifasciata, 885 nucleotides long. The record is from the annotation of a GenBank genome assembly. Lineage: Eukaryota; Metazoa; Mollusca; Gastropoda; Stylommatophora; Geomitridae.
AUGGCCAACAAUCUUCCAUCUUCAUUUAUAGUACCCUCCUACAGACAGAAGAAAAUCCCUCCAACACUAGACAGGAGCAUGCUGGCAUCCUUUAACUGGACAAUUCAAAGCGAGGUUCUCAGACUAAAAUCAGUCUUCAAGUUUUUGUCUAAACCUGCCAAAUUCACACACGACUUCCAGUAUAUUCACAACCCUCAAGACGCUUGCUCCAGACGAAAGAUCGAUCUAAUCAUUGCCGUCGCUUCUGCUCCACAUCACGAAGAAUCUCGUCACAGAACAAGAAAAGGUUUAAAGGGAUCAUACUCAUUCGACAAAAGUAAUAAUUCCACUGUUUUGUUUUUCCUAGGUGUGUCCAACCACCCGAACAAAUCUCGCAAAUUCCAGACAGACAUAAACAUGGAGAUGCGAAUGUUCGGAGACAUCGUGCAGGAAAGCUACAUUGAUGUUUACAGGAACCUCACUCUUAAAACUAUAUCUAUCUUAAAAUGGAUUGAUAGAUUCUGUCCAAACGCCCAGUUCGUCUUAAAAUCGGACGAUGAUACUGGCAUCAAACCAGCGGUGGCAGUAGCAGCUUUAAACAGAUAUAGACAGCAAUUUGGGAACUUCAUUCUUGGUCGGUGGAACCCUAGUACUAGGGUUAUAAGAAACAGCGGUGCAAGGACGUAUGUGUCUUUCGACGACUAUCCGUACGCCACUUUCCCGCCUCACGUACUUGGCGGAGCCAUGGGAUUCCCCGUGACAACCGCCAAACUUCUGUACCAAGCGGCUCUCAGGGUCAGGCGUAUUCCAAUGGACGAUGUUUACCUGAGCAGCAUGUGUGCCCGGCGCGUCAAUGUACCUGUGUUCAUGGACGCCGACUUUGAUUUUAUUCAUAGAGCCUGGUAA